Messenger RNA from Haplochromis burtoni (Burton's mouthbrooder), 7516 nucleotides. It is a transcript of the gene garem1, whose product is annotated as GRB2 associated, regulator of MAPK1. Gene Ontology annotation, biological process: epidermal growth factor receptor signaling pathway; cellular response to epidermal growth factor stimulus. The record is from RefSeq and is a predicted model, not a curated record. NCBI's taxonomy places the organism in Eukaryota, Metazoa, Chordata, Actinopteri, Cichliformes, Cichlidae. Gene Ontology annotation, molecular function: proline-rich region binding. The transcript has 6 exons. The coding region runs from base 2078 to 4309 and encodes 743 amino acids.
GGACCUUGGAUCAAUGUUGUACAACAAUUUAAAAGAAGUUACAUGGAGUACUACGUCCUUACCAUUAGAUCAACUCGUCAGUAAUUAUAAGUUGCCUCAAAUUGUCAAGCUGGAUAACGGCAAGUAACUUUACCUUUUCACGCCAUCAGCGCAGCGCUUGUUAGCCGCUAGCUAGCAGCAAAGGCAAACUUAAGCUGUAACACAUCUUUGCGAUUGAGUUUAGCAGUGUGACUUACCGUUUCUCAACAGCGUGAUCUAGUUUACAUUACAAAAUAAGCGUUUUCUUAUUCUCUCUUUUCUUUUGGUUUAUUUUUGGUAAUACCUUUGCAUCCGUUGUGCACAUCUCACCUUUUUUGGUAUUAAACGUGUAAACCCUAUAGUCAUCAUUAUAAUGAAGUUAUUUCAGGUUUAGUAAAAACUGUAUUGCAACGACUGAUGAGUUGUACCACAUACUGUCUAGCUCCACCAUUGGAAAGCCUUUUUUUUUUUUUAAAUAUACAUGUAUUGUUGCAGGCUGAGUCACAAUGCCAAUCUUAUAACUAAAUCGUAACCUAGUUGCUCUGUUUAAGCUGAGAAGCAUCAUUGUCUUCAUUUUGGUUACAAAAAGACAAGUAUUUAUUUAUUUGUUUUUAAGAAUUAAGACAUGAUAAUGUUAUGGUGCUGUGCAAAAGUAUUUAGCCACCACUAAUUUCUUCAUAAUUUGCUUAGAAGUUGCCAGAUUUGCAUUUUCUGAAGUGGUCGUGAGCAAUAGUUCUCCAGGUUUUCUGAAGGUUUUUCAAAGUUUUUCUAGUUCUUGUAUCUGACCAUUUUCUUCAAGGACAAAAAAGUACCUAAUUUAAAGGGAUCGUUUAAAGGGACCAGCCAGUGUUGUGUAUACACUCCGAUUCCCAUUUAUUUUGUUGAGUCCACAAAAAGUACCAAAUUAACCAAGAACCUGACUGAAAAUCAGUAGCAUCAGGUCUGAUGGAGCAGUGACUGCAAUUUAGAAAUGUUUGGUUCAGAGCAUUGUGAGUAUGUACAGAGAAAGUCAGGAGUGACUACAGCCACCUGUUAAAUAGGGUGGAGGCUGAACUGCAGCAACUGGUGUAAAGAAAUUACAAGAAGUCUGCCUUAGAGUUUAGGCCGUGUUAAAGAACAAAAGUGGUCAAAUAAAAUAUUGACUUUCAAUUUUGUUAGAGUUGUACAAACUCUGCACUUGCCUUAUAGCCUGUAUUUCCAUGUAUGUUUGCACAUAUUGCAGCCAUUUCCCAUUUCCCUACUAAAAUAAAGAAAUGAGUGGGGGCUCAAGACUUUUGCACAGUACUGUUACUAUCCCUCUAACUAAACUAUAUGUUAAUGCAAUCCUGGGUCUGAACGUGUAUCUUUAUCAGAAUCAGAAUACUUAAAUAAUACUGAUUCUGAUACAGUCCUGGGUCUGAAAGUGCAUCUUUAAAACUAUGUUACCCUCAGUAUGCCUGAAAAUAAACAUGCUGACUGUGCCCUGCACUUUGCUAUUAUGUAUCAUUAAUAAUUUGAAUAAUUUUCUCCAUCUCCCUGACACAUGCCUGGCCUUUUCUGGAGAACUAAAGUGGUGUAUUGUACUUUGAAUGAUAGAGCAUGCUUUUUAGAGAGGUAUGGAUUAGGCCAUUAGUCAUUGACUAAUGGCCUAAUCCAUAGUGACUUUAAAUGUGCUUGGUAAUCCAAUGCCUCAGUUUGAAUGGAGCAGACUGUAUGGCUAAAGAGUGGUAUGAAAGCAGUGGUGUUUCUCAAAGUGAUAUUUAAUAGAAUGGCCUGUUCUCUGAGUUAUUAAGGUUCAAUAGUUCUCUCAUGACCCACAUCCAAGACACCACCUGGUCAGCUGGUUGAAGGGCUCAGAGACAAUGACUACCUCUUGAUUCAUUCCUGUCGUCAGUGGACGACUAUUACUGCUCACAGUCUGGAGGAGGGACAUUAUGUCAUUGGGCCCAAAAUAGAGAUCCCAGUUCACUAUGAAGGUCAGUUCAAGCUGCUCGAGCAGGACAGAGAUGUCAAAGAGCCUGUGCAGUACUACAACAGCGUGGAGGAAGUGGCCAAAGCUUUCCCUGAAAGGGUAUAUGUUAUGGAGGAAAUCAUGUUCAAUGUUAAGAUGGCUUCAGGGGAAUGCAAUGAAGACACAGAGGUUUACAACAUAACACUAAACACUGGUGAUGAACUGACGUUAAUGGGCCAAGCUGAGAUCCUUUAUGCCAAAAGCUUCAAAGAAAAAUCAAGAUUCAACACCAUUUUUAAGAAGAUUGGAAAGCUGAACUCCAUCAGUAAGAUCGGUCGAGGCAAGAUGCCUUGCUUGAUUUGCAUGAACCAUCGCACCAAUGAGAGCAUCAGCCUGCCGUUCCAGUGCAAAGGCAGGUUCAGUACCUGCAGUCCACUUGAGCUUCAGAUGCAAGACGGGGAGCACAACAUCAGGAACAUCGUGGAGAAAACCCGUCUCCCGGUCAAUGUGACAGUACCCAGCACCCCACCCCGCAACCAGUAUGACCUCCACCUCAUUAGGGAGGGUCAUCGGUACAAAUUGGUCAACAUUCAGACGAAAACAGUGGUUGUGUGCUGCAUUCUGCGAAGCAAUAAAAUUAUCCCUAUCCAUUUUCCGUUUCAUAUAGCCAUGCCACGAUUUAUUGUUCCAGAAGAAUUGCUGCAAGGAGAGUUGUGGUUAGAUACUAUGGUGCAUCGCUGGUUUGCGUUCUGCCAGGAGCAGUUUGAUAUCGAUGACUAUUCUCGUGCUGUCCGGGACGUACGAACAGACUGGAAUGAAGAUGGCAAAAGCCCCAAAAAAAGCAGUGGCAAUGGUAGUUGUAGCAGUGGAGGAAGCGGGAGUUCAAGCGGCUGUCCCAAUCAUAUGCAAAUUCCCAGCUCUUUGACUUACGCCCGAGAUGAACUCACCCAGUCCUUCCACCGACUGUCUGUGUGUGUGUAUGGCAGCAACCUGCACGGUAACAGUGAGGUCAACUUGCAGGGUUGUAUGCCAUGCGGAGAUUGGGCUCUUAUGCCUUCUGAUAGUCAUCCUUCAGAAGAGAAUGAACACUUUUUCCCAGAGCUGUUGGACUGCACAAACCCACAACCAACCCUCAACAAGCUGGAUGUUCCCUAUGAGGAGCUGUGGUUGGAUCACUUGAGAAGUCAGAUUCCAAAACCCUCUCAAAGCGAAGGAAUCAGAGGCCUCAACAGUGACUGUGCCACAACAGCUGCACUGACAAACCCAGUCACUUGUCCUCUGGGAGCCAUAACCAGCUCUGAUGUGCCUCUUGCUCCUCCACCAGUCCCACCAAAGUCUGAAGCUGUGAAGGAAGAAUGUCGUCUUUUGAAUGCACCACCAAUCCCACCACGAGGCCUGAAACAGAUACCAUCAGUGCCUGUCCUUUUGAAGCCACGGCAGCAAGAAACUCGGUCUCCAAGUCCAACCCUCUCCUAUUAUUCUUCUGGUCUCCACAACAUCAGUGGAACAUGUGAGCAAGAAGGAACUGACCCACAAGAGCAAAGCCAUGUGUGCUACCCUUGCAGCUGGGCUAAUUCCAUCAGCACUGAACCGAAGGCUGUUUCGCCAUGUAGUAGCUCACCGUUAGAUGGAGUUUUAUCGCGGUUGUCUUGGCCAAAUCAUUUCAGUGGAGGGGAUUCGCAUUGCAUGGACGAGUUUCUGCCUACAACCUGUCGAAGUUACUACAGCUACCCCAGAAAGAGAACCCCAAGCACUCCAAAAACCUGUACAACCAGCCUUGUUGACUUUGAUGGCCGAGAGUAUGCACACCGCAGUAAGGACUUUAACUUGCCGAAAGCAUCUCUGAGUCCUUUCUGCAACAAAUCUUCUAGCUGCAAUUCAGAAAUGUACAGUGACAAGCUCAUAGAUGCAUCUAACACUAAGCAGAGCCUCUCCUGCCCGAUCUUGCCACCAAGAACACCAAAAUCAAAUGCCAUAAAGAAGUGCACAGAUGUGCUGUCAGAGUCGGUCUGUGACAGUAAGCCGGAAACUUUAUAUUCCUCACUUGCUCAACAUGAGCAGGGAACAAAAGAGAUACACUCCAUCUCUAACACUCCAACUGUUAACUGUCCAUCCUUGUCUCACACUACACAGUGGCAGCCACCAUUGAGCUUGGCUGGCCUUUCAAUUGAAGAGGUCUCCAAAUGUCUGAAAUUUAUCGGCCUGCCAGAUGACAUUGUUUCUCUUUUCGUGUCUGAAAAAAUUGAUGGGAAUCUACUCCUGCAGCUCACCGAGGAGAUUUUGUCUGAGGACUUCAAGCUAAGCAAACUGCAGGUGAAGAAACUCAUGCAGUUCAUAAAUGGGUGGAGACCCAAGAUCUAACAAUAUGUAACUUAAAAACUCCUGUAAAGCUGAGAACAUCAUGCCUUCAGUAUGUAUGCUAUGCACAUCAAGCCACAAAGAGUUUCUUUUUGUAUAGUAUGAACUUAUUUCUUGUUACUACAUGGUGGGGAAGACAAGUGGGUAAUGCCCACUUAAAGUCUAUGACUCCUAUUUGCUAACUGAAUGGAAUCAUUUGGCACUUUCACAAAGACAUUUACAUGUCAACUGCUUACUUUUACACCCACGACCUAUUCAUGUCAUUACACAGAUACUAAUUUAAGCCAGGGAAUUGAAAGAAAUCCACAUAAUCGUUUUAAUGUGAGAGCUAUAUGAAGACAAUAUUGUCUUUUGUAAAAGGAGAGUGUCACAGAAUUUUGCUGCGAAUAGCUAAAUGUUUAAAAGAGCACGAACUAGAAAAUAUUUGAAAUAUAUAUAUAUAUAUAUAGUAGAGCCAACUGCCAAUAAUUACAGAAAACCCAGUUUGGUAUCAGGUGACAGGAGAUGGUUAACUUUGGAAAAUUAAUUACUGCAUGACAGGGUUCUGUUUUCCCUCAGAAUUUGCAUCCCCUUAAUAUAACUGUGCUAAUAACAGUUAGCUACGCUAAGUCAUUAUCUGCAGUAGGGUUUAAAGGUGACACUUCCUAUGCAAGAGCUCUUUUUUGUGUGUGCCUGAAGUUAAACACUGCUUAUUGUAACCUAAAACGUCUCAGCUAAAUGUCACUUUGGGUUAUUUAAGCCUGAAAAGAAAUUGGUUAUAUCUAACCAAAUUCUGUCCUUUCUUUUAAACUCACAUGGAAAUAACCAAAAGCGCCAACAGAUCUUGGCGUCCAAUAUAAAUGAAAAAUUAAAUGCAUCAUGCACUUUGGUAGAUUUCAGAUUAAAUAUAGCAGUUGAGGUCAUUAAAUAUAAUUGAUGAGAUUGUUUAUGUAGAGAAUGAAUGCACUACAUUUUUUUAAUUGCAAGGGUACUCAUUUGUUUCCACUGUAUGUAUUGGUAAGUGUUACCUACAAUACUUGCGAGACAGAAGUAAUAGUUUUUUGCGCCUUAACCCAGAGACCUUAAAACAUUUGAUAUGUUGACGUAACAUUUUCUUUUUGUCAGAGAGUAUACACUAACAACUGGAGUUUCUCCAGACCACGGAAGCAUGUAGGCUAAACUUGAAAAUGAUAAACUACAAUGAAAUAUUUGUUUGUAUUGGUAACUUUUUAAAAAAAAUACCCUUGAUUCAGAAUUGAGUUAUUUAUGCAGUAAUUUAACAUGAUGCAAAAUAUGCAGGAGAGUUAUUGUCAGACCAUUCUUAUGGCUGACACUUGAAGGUGCCUCAGCAGUCACAGCUUUUGUACAACUCGGGUCUGGUCUGUUGGCCAAUAGCUGUUGUUUUGUUUCCCCCCCACCCAACAGUUUUUUUUCUCUUUUUUACAGUGGGGUGUUACAUAUUUUACUUGAUAUUUUUUUAUUUUGUAUGUAGGUGCAAAUUAAAUAUAAAUUUUUUUUAUUGAAAUGAUUACUAAUGUUGAGAUUAUUUUUUAUUGAGAAAAAGCUUAUGUUCAAAUUUCUGUUUGUUUUUUUUUUUAAUUCUGUAAAAUGUGGGUUCUACUUGGGUUUCUAACUUCAUGCAGUAAAAUAACACUCGGUCACGGGGGGAAAAUACCUACGAAUCUCUUUCGCACUCCAUGGACACUGACCAAAAGAUAAUGUUAAUAAGCUGUAUUUCCUUUUAAGUUAGUCUCAGUAUCGCUGUUUUUAUGGAGAAUGAUUUCUGUCCCUGGAAACUUAUUACAUAGCAUAAUGUCUUAUGCAAUAGCCAUGGCACUCCAAAGUUACCACGGAAAGGAAAUGCAAAGCAGUGGAGUAUUAUAGGGUAUUAUUAAGCGUAUUGAAAAUGCCACAGUGUUCAUUUAUAAAAAAUGCAUGCCAAAGAAAUAUUUCCAAACCAUUAGCCAAUUUAAAGUAUGACGUGAGGGUUAAAUUGAAGAAUUCUGCAAUUAUUCAAUGAACUGUGAAAACACUCCAACAUCUAGCCGUGUCCGACUAAUCCAACGUUGUGAAGCACUCGGAACCAAAGCUCAUUCUGCGUUGGUAACACACUCAGCUCUGGAUCACUGCCUACAUGAACUGUUGCAAUUUUUUGUACAAAAAGAAGGUAAAUAACUGUGACACUGGGUUUGACAUCAUUACUUACAAGUUAAGUUCUGAACAUUUGUUUUUCAUUUUAACUCUUGUUUUCCCUGUUUCCCCUUUUGCAUUGUAUCAUCUAUUAAACAUGGAUUAACUGGUGCUCGUGUUUUUCUUCUUGGUCAAGUAACAGUAGUAGGCUUCAUAGUAGUAACGAGCAUGACCAUUAUACUACUGAUCACAAAGUUUGAGUGAUUAACACAAUCUAUAUGAUAAACAGCAAGAGCUUUAUGUGUAAGUCAGUCUUCAUUCAUUGAUAAUUCACAAAAUAAUUAUUUUAAGGCGUGCCUGCCUGUCCAGGGAAAUACGUGUCUAUGCUGUGACAUGGAGAAACAUGAGUUUCAUCAAUUCCCCAGAAUAUUGUGACAUAUGGUGGUUUCACCACUUGGCUCCAUGUCUAUGUUAAAGUUGCAAAGUCAGAGCAGAGGCUAAAAGGACAAGGAGACAUUCGAGGAUUUAAAAUUUGAAUUUCAUACUUCAUAAAAUUACAGCUUGUUCCAGUUCAAUUCAUCAACAGUUUAGAAGAGUAGCCAUCUGAAAUUUACCACCUUGGGUCAUUUUCCCCCAAAAUUCACGUCAGAAUUCAUUUUAGUCGUCUCUGGAUUCAGUGAAUAACUUCCAGUUAGAAAACUCACCUGGUUUAUUUAUUUCUAACAUUAUUUUGCUCUUUUCCAGUGCGACUGAUGAUUUGUUCAGCUGAUAGACAAUUAUUUAUAAUUUGGGUCAUUUCUCAGGCAAAAUUUGAGAUGACUAAAGAAUUAAUAGAGACAAUAAGUAACUGAUUAACUGGUUAUUUUUAGUAAUCGAUAUUGAGUGUAUGUUGUCUGCAUCUUUUAUAGAAUAGCAAAUUGAAUACAGGCGCAUGUCAAAUGCUGCAAAAAGGAAGUGAGACAGCAAAUUGCAUCAGGUGUUCAGCACCUUUAUCAACAGUUUGCUGUUUCGUUACUUCUGCUGUCUUGCACUUUCCGGUUGUACAUUAAGCAGGCUGACAUGCCACAGAUCAAAGGUUUCCUAAGUUCUGCUUUUUAUCUA